AUGCCUCCCAGAGUAUGCGGCGCGUCGGUGCCGCUGGCUGGCCUCGAUGCCGCCGCCUCACUCUCCUCGAGGACCGCCGCGCCAUUUGUCCGGACCUUUUCGACGACACCAUGCCGCGAGAAGAUGAGCAAGGGCCGCAUGAUGAUGUUUGAGUGGCUCAACUCGAGCAAUGGCAGGAACCUGGCGGAAUCCAAUGGCUCUCCCAACUACCUCGGUCCUUACCAAGACCAGCCUUUUCCCCUCAACCCUCUCUUCCGAAGUCAGCCUGUGUUGGACGAUCAGACUCGGGAGCUCAUCUACGACAAGGUGGUGCGUCGGGGAGAGUCGCUCAAGGCAGUGUCUGCUGAGAUGCACGUCGACGUGAGGAGAGUUGCUGCCGUGGUGCGGUUGAAGGAGGUGGAGAAGCAAUGGGUGACAGAAGGCAAGGAACUAGCUACUCCCUACGCUAAGGCUGUCAUGAAGAUGCUUCCUAAGACAUCCUUCCGAGAAGGCGAGGAGAACGAGCCUCACGAACCCAUUAACGAGAUCCAUGUCCACAACCUCACCAUGCAACAACUCUUCCAACCCGUUUCCGAAUCCCGACACUUUACCCGAGAAGACGCCGCAAAGGCCUUCCACGACAAGAUGCUCUCUGCUGACAAGCGAUCGCCUCAGCCUGAGCUGAUUGACAUGGAGCGGGAAGUGUUCAAGGGUGCUGACCGUGCGGAGAGCCUGAAGAAGUUCCAGGAGGCCACACAGGCAGAGGAGGACAAGGUUGCCCAGAAGAUCAUGGAGCAGCGCCAGCGUGAGGAGUCGCGGACGAGGAGGGUAAAGACUGACCGGUACGAGUUCCGGUUUAAGGAGAUCAACGUCGACGAUGUUGGACGUGACGGCCGGUCGAGGAGAGGAACCGGCUGGCGGUACGGUGCGCCGCACGAGGACCGCAAGCGUGGAUUGGUCAAGAUUCCCACAUCUGUUCCUUAA
This is a messenger RNA of Fusarium keratoplasticum, 963 nucleotides long. RefSeq lists its product as uncharacterized. The record is from RefSeq and is a predicted model, not a curated record. The transcript has 2 exons. The coding region runs from base 1 to 963 and encodes 320 amino acids. Lineage: Eukaryota; Fungi; Ascomycota; Sordariomycetes; Hypocreales; Nectriaceae. Gene Ontology annotation, biological process: mitochondrial translation. Gene Ontology annotation, cellular component: mitochondrial small ribosomal subunit. Gene Ontology annotation, molecular function: structural constituent of ribosome.